Messenger RNA from Fusarium fujikuroi IMI 58289, 282 nucleotides. RefSeq lists its product as uncharacterized. Bases 1 to 282 code for a protein of 93 amino acids. NCBI's taxonomy places the organism in Eukaryota, Fungi, Ascomycota, Sordariomycetes, Hypocreales, Nectriaceae. The transcript is spliced from 2 exons. The record is from RefSeq and is a predicted model, not a curated record.
AUGCUUGCUUCUCUUCCUUCCAUUGUCUCAGCGCUAGCGAAGGAGGCUGACGAGUCUAGCAAGAAGCCUGUUGAGACCUCCAUCAAUGACCUCGUAGGUAAUCUAACUGAAGCUCCUGUCGCUACUCUUGAUGCAAGCUCUGGAUCUGGUUCAGGAGCUGGAGGCAUCACACGAGCCAUUCCCGCAUCCAGCGGUGCCAGUGCUGCUGCUACCGCCAUCCCUGUUUCUGGCGAAUUCGAUGGCAAAAUUACAUACUAUGAUCGUUCCCCGGCCAUAUGCUAG